AACACACACGGAUUUUGGUUAACAGAAGUAGUUAUUUUUUCUUUAUUUCAAUAGGGCAAAGAUUAGCAGCAUUUAUCGACUUUAACAAAAAAAAUUCCUAGCGUUUUUUACUUAAUACAUAAAGAAUUGUUAUGUCGGAAUCAACAAGUAAUAAAUGUAAUGUUGAAGAACGUGGAUCAAAUAAUACUAAUCCUUCACAGUCAGAUCAACUUGCUUUCACUUCUAGUCAAGUUACUCUAAAAGCAUUUGAUAGCAUUGAUUCUGGUGACGUAUCGACUGAUGACCUGCCUAAACUUUGUUCACCUGGGUCUCGUUUAGUACCAGCUGGAAGCCUGACUAACAGUGAUAGUACUUCAAGCUAUAAAAGUCGAGAGAAACGUCGUUCUAGUGUCCUAAUUGACAAACGAGCCUAUCAUCAAAAUCAACAUCCCUCUUUGUCUUCAAUUUCAUCCGGUCAAGAUGACUGUGAGUAUUUAUUUUUAUAUUACUCCUUUAUUCUGCAAUUUUAAAAUGUAGGCACAACUCUCCGUUUACGUUCACAAAAGGGAGUUCUCUAAUUGAAAUGAUACUUUUUAUGAAGCGCUUUCUUUUACUUCGGAUCCCACUACAAGAAUUAAUUAAUUUUCCAUUACUGAUACACGUCUUUUAACUAGCAUUUCAAAUUCUUAUAAGAUUAGGAC
Molecule: messenger RNA, 680 nt
Organism: Schistosoma margrebowiei
Lineage: Eukaryota; Metazoa; Platyhelminthes; Trematoda; Strigeidida; Schistosomatidae
Source: the annotation of a GenBank genome assembly